Molecule: messenger RNA, 1103 nt
Organism: Oncorhynchus kisutch (coho salmon)
Lineage: Eukaryota; Metazoa; Chordata; Actinopteri; Salmoniformes; Salmonidae
Gene: nubpl
Product: nucleotide binding protein-like
Exons: 10
Coding region: 49-1038 (329 amino acids)
Biological process (GO): mitochondrial respiratory chain complex I assembly; iron-sulfur cluster assembly
Cellular component (GO): mitochondrion
Molecular function (GO): ATP-dependent FeS chaperone activity; ATP binding; 4 iron, 4 sulfur cluster binding
Source: RefSeq, a predicted model, not a curated record
GACAUGCACUUGACCAAUAACCUAUUUUUUCUAUGGCAAUAACACAAGAUGGCUCACUGUAACUACAAUAAAUUCUCACAUUUAUUCAAAUUAACAACCUCUAACCUAAAUAAACCAACAGUGUUACGGACAGGGAGAGACAUUCAACAUGCUCCACAACGCUGCAAAUAUUUCAUACGUUUUCAUAAGACCUCAGGUCCUGAGAGGUCGUUGCAGGAGAGACAGAAGCAGCACAUGGCUCGUGGCUUGCCCAAACAAAAGCCCAUUGCUGGAGUGAAACAAGUUAUUGUGGUGGCCUCAGGGAAGGGGGGUGUUGGGAAAUCAACCACUGCAGUGAAUUUGGCCCUUGGACUCACAGCUAAUGAUCCAAGUAAAACUGUGGGGAUCUUAGACGCUGAUGUUUACGGUCCCUCAAUUCCUAAGCUGAUGAGCCUGAAGGGGAACCCAGAACUAACUGACAACAACCUAAUGAGACCACUUAUGAAUUUUGGGAUUCCUUGUAUGUCCAUGGGGUUUCUGGUAGAGGAUGUUGCACCCAUUGUCUGGAGGGGCCUGAUGGUGAUGUCAGCUAUAGAGAAGCUACUUAGACAGGUAGAUUGGGGACUGCUGGACUACCUGGUUAUUGACAUGCCACCUGGGACUGGAGAUGUUCAGUUAUCAAUCACUCAGAACGUCCCAAUAGCAGGGGCAGUGAUCGUGUCCACUCCUCAGGAUAUUGCCUUGCUGGAUGCACGCAGAGGAGCAGAAAUGUUCAGAAAGGUCAAUGUACCGGUCCUGGGCAUAGUCCAGAAUAUGAGCGUGUUUCAGUGCCCCAAGUGUAACCACCAGACCCACAUCUUUGGGGCAGAUGGAGCAAGGGCCCUUGCUGAUACUCUGGGAGUACAAGUAUUGGGAGACAUUCCUCUACACCUGAGCAUCAGAGAGAUGUCAGACAGAGGCCAGCCUGUAGUGGUGUCCUCACCUGACAGCCCUGAGGCUGAGGCCUACAGAAAGGUGGCGACUGCCGUGGUCCAGCGUCUAGAAGAACUCUCUGGUUGAGUUAUUGCCCUCUACUGUGUAGGAUAACUGGACAACUCGUCAUCUACAGGAGAUUCAGUGCAUUC